AUGGUUAUAUGUCUCAUUCACCCGCACACUUGCGGAUUUGCUAAAACAGCAGCUUGGCAGAUCACAAGAGCGGUUACUACUAAAGUUAAACGCAGUGAGAACGAAACACCAAAGAGCCAUCACACGCGCGUUGUACAGGAGAUUUACAAUUGGUUUUCAUCUAUGUUCAGCAGUACAGGAAGCAGAUUUGCAGUCGAUUUCAAGUCUUUUAACCGAAAAUUGCCAGAACUUCGUAAGAAAUUUAGUACUUGGAACUCACGUAAAGCGCAAGAACCUGAGCAAUAUUUAGAAGCAUUUUCAACAGAUACCUGGGAUAAACUGUCACUACAAGCGAAAGACGAACAUAGCUUGAUGAACUGUCGAGGUUGCUUUCAUAAAUAUUCGGCCGUCCAGUCUUUCUUCCCUGUAGCUGCCAAGCAAUUUUUAAAUUGA
This is a messenger RNA of Paramuricea clavata, 432 nucleotides long. The record is from the annotation of a GenBank genome assembly. Lineage: Eukaryota; Metazoa; Cnidaria; Anthozoa; Malacalcyonacea; Plexauridae.